AUGCACAGCAAGCUAAUGAAGCUGCUCCUGUUCAGCAGCAUGGCAUGUCGUGGUGAUAGUCCAAGAACGGGCACGCCGCAGGUGGAGGCAGCACCAUGCCACAUCCACCUUCUUCGACUAUACAUCCCGCGGGGUAUAGCUAGCUGGCUUCUUCUGGGAUGGGCGGUCGAAGAGCGACGGAUGCCCGCCAGGAGACUCUAUAAACCUUUUACCAAAAGAAGGAAAAAACUUGAAGUCACAGUCUCACAGAGAAUCUUCUGCAAGCUAGUGAAGCUGCUCAUGGCAUGUCGCUAUUGUCAACGACGGUACACAAAAUAG
Molecule: messenger RNA, 318 nt
Organism: Prunus armeniaca (apricot)
Lineage: Eukaryota; Viridiplantae; Streptophyta; Magnoliopsida; Rosales; Rosaceae
Source: the annotation of a GenBank genome assembly